Glycine soja is the source of this 1388-nucleotide messenger RNA. RefSeq names its product deSI-like protein At4g17486. Gene Ontology annotation, biological process: protein deubiquitination. The record is from RefSeq and is a predicted model, not a curated record. Lineage: Eukaryota; Viridiplantae; Streptophyta; Magnoliopsida; Fabales; Fabaceae. The transcript is spliced from 5 exons. Gene Ontology annotation, molecular function: deubiquitinase activity. The coding region runs from base 327 to 1001 and encodes 224 amino acids.
UCAACUGUGAUCGUUAAAACGUUAGUGUGAAAAUAACCUUUGAUAGUUCAGACACGACACAUAAUAGUUGGCUGCUAAAGAAUAAUUGCGGCCAAGCCACUAAUACCCAAACUCAAAGCCAUAGCCAUGGCCACCCUAAUUUCAGUUUAGGAACGUUUCAUAUCCAACUUUCACUUUCACUUUCACUUUCACUUCCACAUCUAAUUCCUGUUCAAUUUUCUAUCCCUACUCGUUUAUUCUAUUGGCAACGGGAAGAAGAUGGGGUUGUGAUUUGUAAUUGGAGAACUGUGUGAAGUGGAGGAGGGAGGACACUUUCCACGGCCACAAUGCGGUGGUUUCCGUUGAGUACUACCUCAAACUCGGAAAGAGAACGGAAUAGAGAGAACACUAGUCGUACUUCGGUGUAUCUCAAUGUAUAUGAUCUUACUCCCAUAAACAAUUACCUUUACAUGUUUGGCCUUGGAAUUUUUCAUUCGGGUAUACAAGUGCAUGACAUUGAAUAUGGCUUUGGAGCACAUGAAUAUCCAAGUAGUGGUGUGUUUGAGGUGGAACCUAGAAGCUGCCCUGGCUUCAUCUUUCGACGAUCAGUGUUGUUGGGCAGCACUGAUAUGUCUAACUCAGAAUUUCGAGCUUUCAUAGAGCACUUGUCUGCAAAAUAUCAUGGAGACACUUAUCAUCUUAUUGCCAAAAACUGCAACCAUUUUACGGAUGAAGUUUGCCAGCAUCUAACAGGAAGUCCUAUACCUGGAUGGGUAAAUCGGAUGGCUCGUGUAGGUUCUUUCUGCAAUUGUCUUCUGCCAGAAAGCCUCCAGGUUGCUGCAGUUAGACAUCUCCCUGAACGUCUUGCAUUUGAUGAUGAUGAUGGAUCAGCAUCUGAUGGUCUUUCUGCAUCCCUGGAGGGUGAAGAGGAUGAGUCCAAUCACCAUUUACUAACUGGACCAAAUGGUGAUGUUGCCUUUCUAAAGGAGAAACCAGUUAGGCUGGCGCGGGAGCACCUAUGAUAUUAAUUGGUUUACCUUCUGUUUUGUAUUCUUUCUUUGUUCUCUUGGCUUGUACCUAUCUAUGAUCCUAGAUUUGAGUGCAACGAGUUUCUCAACUGUAAUAUUUAAGACUCAAAAUGCAUGCUUUGUAGAACAAAGACGAUAAACUGUUGUAUAAUGUCCUGUAAGUGUCAAAAUGGACUGGUUGUUCUGUAGAGGCUAUUAGGAGUACAAAGAAAAUCUGAUUGAAUUAUUCCUUUGCCAAUCCAUCCUUUUUGUCCCUCUCGUGGCUACCACUAAGUGUCCACAAUGUUGUAGUAACGCACAAAAUGACAAAUUCAUGUAAAUCUUCUGUUUGCACUUUUUAUGAAUAAUAAAUAUCAUGAGUUGUGAUUUGGUCCUGCAUCA